Larimichthys crocea (large yellow croaker) is the source of this 4793-nucleotide messenger RNA. RefSeq names its product solute carrier family 9 member 7 (gene slc9a7). NCBI's taxonomy places the organism in Eukaryota, Metazoa, Chordata, Actinopteri, Sciaenidae. The transcript has 17 exons. Bases 299 to 2449 code for a protein of 716 amino acids. Gene Ontology annotation, biological process: potassium ion transmembrane transport; proton transmembrane transport; regulation of intracellular pH. The record is from RefSeq and is a predicted model, not a curated record. Gene Ontology annotation, cellular component: recycling endosome; plasma membrane. Gene Ontology annotation, molecular function: sodium:proton antiporter activity; potassium:proton antiporter activity.
CAAAAAAAAAAAAAAAAAAAAUCCCCGGACAAUGACUCAGUAAGCUUGAAAUGCAUCGACUUUGUUGCCACCUUCUCUCGGUGCGGGUGUGAUUCGGUCUCCCGGAUACAAGGGCAGCAGCGCGGUGUCGUCUCCUGCGACCGAGCCCGCGGCAGUGUACCUUUAAAAGGUUGAACUCGCCGGUGCACGGCCUGCGAACACUGGGAUUGUUUUCCCACUCGACUCAGCUGUGCGUAUCUUCCAGCAGUGACAUGGUAUAGAGACAGCAGCAGCAGCAGCAGCAGCAGCAUCCUGCACCAUGGACGCUCUCCGACAGAAGCGGAGCGGAGCUUUCGCCGCGCUGGACACGAUGCUGCCUGUGUGGAUAUUACUAAACGCGGUGUCGGGACUGAAGGCGGAGGACGACGGUAUGGAAGAACUUGCCACCGAGAAGGAGGCUGAGGAAAGUCACCGACAGGACAGCGUUAAUUUGCUGACAUUCAUUUUGCUGCUGACCUUAACCAUCCUCACCAUAUGGCUCUUCAAGCACAGACGGGUUCGUUUCCUUCACGAAACCGGUCUGGCAAUGAUUUACGGUUUGCUGGUUGGUGUGAUUCUGCGAUACGGCAUCCCCGCCACCAGCUACCACCACAAGACACCCCCGAGCUGCUCGCUGAAGGAAGGACCUGUCAGCACCCUGCUGCUUAAUGUCAGCGGCAAGUUCUUUGAGUAUACGCUCAAAGGGGAGAUCAACUCCAGAGAGAUUCACAAUGUGGAGCAGAAUGACAUGCUGCGCAAGGUGACGUUUGAUCCUGAAGUGUUCUUCAACAUUUUACUGCCUCCGAUUAUUUUCCACGCUGGGUACAGUCUAAAGAAGAGACACUUCUUCAGGAAUCUGGGUUCCAUCAUCACCUAUGCGUUUCUUGGCACUGCCAUCUCAUGUUUUGUGAUUGGGAAUCUGAUGUACGGCGUGGUCAAACUGAUGCAAGUGGUCGGACAUCUGACCGACAAGUUUUACUACACGGACUGCCUUUUCUUUGGUGCCAUCAUCUCAGCCACAGACCCAGUGACGGUGUUGGCCAUCUUUAAUGAGCUCAACGCAGAUGGGGAUCUCUACGCUCUGCUGUUUGGAGAAAGUGUGAUGAAUGACGCAGUGGCCAUUGUGCUUUCAUCGUCUAUUGUGGCUUACCAGCCCAGCGGUGCAAACACCCACAUGUUUGAUGCCUCUGCCUUUUUCAAGUCGGUCGGGGUUUUCCUCGGUAUUUUCAGCGGUUCCUUUGUGAUGGGUGCAGCCACAGGAGUCGUAACUGCUCUCGUUACCAAGUUCACCAAGCUGCACUGUUUCCCGCUGCUGGAGACGGCGCUCUUCUUCCUGAUGUCCUGGAGCACCUUCCUGCUGGCCGAAGCCUGCGGGUUCACAGGUGUCGUGGCCGUGCUGUUCUGUGGCAUCACGCAGGCUCACUACACCUACAACAACCUCUCUGAAGAGUCCACAAAACGCACCAAGCAGCUCUUUGAGGUCCUUCACUUCUUGGCUGAGAAUUUCAUCUUCUCCUACAUGGGUUUGGCUCUGUUCACCUUCCAGAAUCACAUUUUCAGCCCCAUCUUCAUCAUCGGGGCUUUUAUUGCCAUAUUCAUCGGAAGAGCUUUCAACAUUUACCCGCUGUCCUUCCUCCUCAACCUCGGCAGAAGGCACAAGAUCAAGGGAAACUUCCAGCACAUGAUGAUGUUUGCAGGCCUGCGUGGGGCGAUGGCGUUCGCCCUGGCCAUCCGAGACACGGCCACCUACGCCCGACAGAUGAUGUUCACGACCACGCUGCUCAUCGUCUUCUUCACUGUCUGGGUGUUCGGCGGCGGGACGACACCCAUGCUGUCGUGGCUACACAUCAGCUUUGGGGACACCGAAGCUUUACAGGAAGAGCAUCGUCGGCUUGGAAAGUGGGCGUACUUCAGGGUUGGCGUGGACCCGGAUCAAGACCAGCAGCCAUGUGGAGACAGCUUCCAGGUCUUACAGGGGGAUGGCUCCCAGGCUGAAGGACAGAGUAAAACCAAACAGGAGAGUGCGUGGCUGUUCAGACUGUGGUACACCUUCGAUCACAAUUACCUUAAGCCUAUUCUGACACAUAGCGGUCCACCUCUCACCUCCACUUUGCCUGCCUACUGUGGACCACUGGCGAGCUGUCUGACCAGCCCCCAGGCAUAUGAGAACCACGAGCAGCUGAGGGACCAUGACUCUGACCUCCUCCGUAACGACGGCGACCUGACCUUCAUGUUCGGCGACACCGCGAUCACAGCCAACGGGGCGUCCGGCGCCGGCGGGGACGCAGCCGGAGGCUCUGGCUGGAGUGCCAACGGCAAAAGGAGCGGCAGCACCUCCGAGGAGGCGCUGGAGCGUGAGCUGGACUCGCGCGAGCAGGAGCUGCUAAGCCGCGGCACGCGCCUGGUUUUCCCCAUCGAGGAUCACGUCUGACCCCUCCCUUCCUUUUUUGCCCGCACUGUCAAACCACCCUGACCUGACACCCACCCCCAACCACAGACCGCCUCACCCUCAGCUGUCUCCACAGAGCGUCCAGUGGGAGUCAACAAGGAGGGCAGGGUACGGAGCAAAUCUGAGCUCCCUCCCGGCCCCGGGAGCAGAGCUCAAGGAGCAUUUCAUCCUCAUUACAGAGCUGGGGAUGAACUCUCCACGCUCUCAUACUGUGAUUUUACUGAUUGUUUCAGAAACCUUUUUAUGCAGGAUGUGAGGAUAAAAACAAAUCCUUUUGUUUUUUUGAACAUGUGACACUGUGUAUGUUCAUCUGGAGUGGAAAAGAAGUCGCCUGGCAGCCCUCCGUCACACCAGUGAGCGCUGAGAAAAUGCCAAGUGGCUUCGUUGUGAUCGCACCCCACAUCUAGAUGCUGAGACGAGGCUACGCUCAUCUCACAAACUCUUUAAUAGUUUAUAGAUAACGUGCACCGUCCAUCUAAAGCUGCUAUAACAGGCCAGUGUUUGAUAUCUUCUUUGUUUCCUCUGUGUGGAGGAGAUUGUGACAUGUGAGGAGCUCAGCAAAGGGACGCGAGUGAAUGAGCUCUCAGCAACCACGGCAGCCUGUCAUGGGUGAAGUAACGGGUGAAGAAUGUGAGCAUGUAAAUAGCUACAAUGCUUCGCUUUGUUCCUGUUCAGAGGGACUGCUUUCUUUUAGUGCAUUACAUCCCGUGACUGUUACAAAUAGCACCUGUGGAUCUCGUCUUUGAGGAUUUCUUUUUUUUUCUUUUUUCUUCUGUGUACUGGGCCGCUUGUCACAACAAUAACAUGCAUAACGAAGUGUUUUGAUGCUAAUUAUCAGGAUCAUCUAUAGAUGUUGGAUUGCAACUAACUGUUUAUCUCUCAAUCAUUUAUUUUUUAUUAAUGAAUCAGUUGUUUAGUCCAGAAAAUGGUGAAAAAAUCCUCUUAAAAGCCCAAAGUUCAGCCAUGUUCAGUUUACUGUCAUAGACGAUAAAGAAACUAGAAAAUAUUCACAAUUAAGAGGCUGAAAUCAGAAGAAUUUGGCAUAUUUUCUUACAAAGAUAAUUGAUUAAAUCGAUUAUCAAAAUAUUUCCGGUUAAUUUAGUACUUCACAAUCAGCUAAUUGUUGCAGCUCUACUGCCGGUCAUCAUCUCGAUUAAUCAGUUAGUCGUUGUGUGGUGAAACAGUUCUCUUAAAAGCGCAAAAUCUCGUCCGCAAAUGUCUUGUUUUGUCCACAACCAAAACACGUUCAGUUUACUGUCACAGAGGACUAAAGAAACUAGAAAUUAUUCACAUUUUAGAUGCUGAAAUCAAAGAAUUUGGACAUUUUUCUGAAGGAAAAAGUCGAUUAAUCAAUCGACAAAACAGUUUGUGAUGAAAUUAAUACUUGACAGUUAGUCAACCGAUUAAUCAUUGCAGCUCUGCUACUGCACAUUUUCUGGAUUAAUCGAUUUGUUGUAUAUCGUCUAUUAAAUGUCAGAAAAGUGUGAAAAAUGUGCACCACACAUUGGAUAAAACUGGAUCCAGUGAACGUUUGACAUUUUAUUUUGAAAGUUUUACUAAGUGGUAUGAUAGCAUGUUCAGUCCAUGAGGGAGAGGUUGCAGCACAGCAUGAGAAGGGCUGCGGAGUAGUUCUUCAAACUUUUCUUCAGAGUUUGUGAAGUGAAACUCAAAACCUGGAAUUAAGAAGAGCCUUUGAUGCCAAUAAUAAAAGAAAGUGCUUGAGCAGUUCUCGCCCUUUACCUGCAUCAACAACAGUGUUUAUACUAUAACAAGAGUGUAUCUGGGAUAGUUAGCCCAUGUAUUGACCUCAGAUACCUGUUGAAAAUGUUUGACUUGGUCUCAUAAAUCGCCAUCAAACAGGUUAUUAUGGGAUAUUUUGUAAAUCUAGUGUUUCAUCUGUUGUUUCUAACCCUUAGUUCCUGGGUUAACUGUAAUAUUGACUGUAUUAUUGGACAUAAGCUCCAAAUUUGUUUUGUCCCGUCCAUGUUUGAAGCCUUGAUUUCAUCAGCCAUCAGUGGACAUAUUUUAUAGAACGUCAUCCAAAAGCUUCGAUAUUUUUUUGAGGAAAUUUUGUUUUGUGUUUGUUGAUAAAUCAAAUAUCUUUCUCACAUCUGUAAAAUAUGAAGCUGCAGCCAGUUAGCUUAGCUUAGCACAAAGACUAGAAACAGGGGGAAACAACUAGCCUAAUUCAGCCUUAUAAAGCCAACUAAUUAACACAUUGUAUCUAUCUCUGUGUCUAGUUUUAGUGUUUUUAAUAUGUAUAAAAACUAAAAUGUAAAAACCUGUCGAUCAAAGUGGCCAUGAUGUUAAUUCUGCAUAACUUUAA